Molecule: messenger RNA, 1014 nt
Organism: Phytophthora nicotianae INRA-310
Lineage: Eukaryota; Oomycota; Peronosporomycetes; Peronosporales; Peronosporaceae
Exons: 2
Coding region: 1-1014 (337 amino acids)
Source: RefSeq, a predicted model, not a curated record
AUGGCAGACGAUCAAAACAACAUCCGGACUGGUGAGCUCGAGAAUGAAAGCGAGACCCCUCACUUCGACGCGCUGUUUGCUCAAUACUCCACCAGUGACGGAACAUUUGGCACGGAGCACCUAGGCAGCUUGCUCGUUGAUAUGGGAUUCAAUGCUUCUCCGAAGGUUAUAGAUCGCGCACUUGACGAUAUGGACCCGAAUGCUACAGGAGAGAUUGCCAAGCUGACAUUCCUCGAGUGGUUCGAAGAGAAUGCAGACGACAUUGACGACGCCCCUGCAGCCCCAACUCAGUCAUCUCUCCUAGCUUCUCGUACUCAUCAGCAAGAGGAAGCUUACUCUGAGCUGCAAAGUGCGAUGCUAGAUGCUAAGAAACAGCGCCAACAAGCAGAAAAUGACGCUCAACUACUCGCCAACCGCCUCACUCAUCUUCGAGCGGAAGACGCGCGUGCACAGAAGCGGAUCGAAGAGGCCAAGCGACGUGCUCGUGAGAUUGAAGCAAUCAAGAAGCGCAAUGAGGAUAAACAACGCGUCAAACAAGAGGCUUUGGAACAGAUGCAGCGAGACAUUAAGGCUCAGCGCGAGUACAACAACGCAGUGCAGUCGUUGUCGCGGGAACGUCGCAACCAAGUUAUAGCAGAGUACACCUCACAUCGUGCUCAGAUCGUACAGGAUGCACGUGCUGAGAGGAAAACUAACCUGAAUCAGAUUAAACAGCAAAGGGAGAGAGAUCGAUCGUGGCUGGCGGAGCGUUCGCAGGAGAUUCGAGACAAGGAAAGACGCGCUAUACGUCAGCGGCAGGCUGCGCAAAAGAGCUACGAGAAGGAGUUGCUCAAAAAAGCACGUGACAAAUUGGCUCAGGAGCACGAGAAGCGAUUGCUGUCCGAGAAGAAGAUCUACAGCAUGGAGGCGGAGGAGGCAGAGCUGAUUGCGAAGCUGAGAGUGACGCAGGAGCUACAGCGCGCAGCUUACGAAGAGCUUGAAUUUGUCAUGCAGGAUGAUGGGAGGUCGUUAUGA